ACAAGGGGACAUCAGCAACGCGCUCGUGUUUUGAUGUCAUGCGUGUGAAAGAUGUGAAGUGCAGCCUCUGUAGUGAGGUUAGCAGAAAGCCUGCAAAGAGCGCAAUAGGUACCUCAGCCUUGAAGGGAUCCUUUUCAUUUAGAAUCCGUGUCUUCUCUUAAGUAAUUGAUCACCGUGCACCCGGGGACACCCAAUUCACAGCCGAGUGGGAUCAGCCUUCAUGAAUAAUCAAAACGCCGUGGCCAUGCUGCUGCAGGAGUGCAAGCAAGCUCUGGACGCGCUCCUGUCAGCAAAGGCUGACACGGGCGAGGAAGACGAGCGAGAAUACCAGCGGUGCCAAGCUUUGCUUCCCAAGGACUUGAGAACCCUUCUGGAGGAGGCAAAGGAAAUGAAGUGGCCCUUUGUACCGGAGAAGUGGCAAUACAAACAAGACCUUGGCCCAGAAGACAAAACAAACCUGCAAGAUAUGAUCAGCGCGAGGCUCCCGGAUUUGCUGGUUUAUUUGAAAGCCUCCAUCAUGGUCAAGGACUGCGUAACGGCAACUGCUAUUGUGUUCCUGAUUGACCGGUUCCUGUAUUGGAUUGAUGCCUCCAGCAAACUUCUUCGGAUUGCCAAGGGUCUGCACAGGCUGCAGCCCACCACGCCAAUCGGUCCUCAGGUGCUCAUCCGCCAGGCUCGUCUCUCCGUCAACACAGGUAAACUUUUAAAAGCUGAGUAUAUCCUAAGCAGCCUUAUUAGUGACAAUGGAGCAACAGGUACCUGGCGAUAUGCUAAGGAAAGCGAUAGGAUUCUCGUUCAGUCAGUUUGCUUGCAAAUCAGAGGACAGAUUCUGCAAAAGCUUGGGAUGUGGUAUGAGGCAGCAGAGUUGAUUUGGGCUUCAGUUGUGGGAUAUUUCAAACUUCCUCAACCAGAUAAAAAGGGAAUUGCUACUUCCUUGGGUAUUAUGGCAGACAUCUUUGCUUCUAUGAACGAGAAGGAUUACAUACGUUUUAAAACCAAUGCUGAGAUUGACCUGAACCUUCUCCGAGAGUUCAGUCAUCGCUUAUUAUCAGCUGCUGAGGCCUGCAAACUAGCAGCAGCCUACAGCCAGUACACCCCGUUGUUUGUCCUCACAGCAGUGAACAUCCGUGGGGUGUGUUUGCUGUCCUAUAGUCACUCCGAGGACUGUCCCCCAGAAAAGAGAAAGUUCUACUUGUCCGAAGCCAAAGAAUCCUUUGAGAUCGGCCUCCUCACCAAGAACAAUAAGAGUCCCGUCACCAGCAAGCAGGAGCUCCACAGUUUUAUUAAAGCUGCUUUCUGCCUCACAACCGUGCAUCGAUGGCUCUAUGGGGAGAGUGAGAAACUCCAUGAGGUGAGUCAACUAUGUAGAGAAGCCAUGGGAAAACUGCAUUCAUACAGCACUUCAUUUACAGAAGAGGAGGAGAAAGGAAUGCUUGCCAAAGAGAUCAUGUCUCUGAUCACAUCCGUGAAGAAGCGCCUGCAAGUGGAAAGCUUCCCUAAUUCUGAUGCCAGGUCUUAUGUUCCAGACAGUUAUAAAGGCAUAGUAGAAAAACCUAUCCUGCAAGGGGAAGCCAACUUUGAGAAAAUCCUUGCCAUGCAUUCUCAGCAUCAUCUGUCAGUGUGUCAAGUGUUUGAAAAUACUUGCAGGAUUCAUAAAACCACACCAGGAGAAACCCAAGUGGGAGCUUGUAUCACAACCUUAAGAACAGAAACCAAAAACAUAGACACUGUGUGUACUACUGAAGAAAUAGUGUACCAGAGGAAAGGCGCUGCGAAAAUGCUGACUUCACCAAAAGCAGGGAGUGGCUCAGAGAGUCUCAGUGGCCAGAGAAAUAAAUACAUUGGCUCUGAUGUGAUGAAAAUUUCCUUCAAUGAAGAAAUUGAGCCAUUAGAAACAGAAACAAAUGAUGAAAGCGGAGUUUUUGGCAGAUGGCAAAACAGGAGUCAGACCACUACUUCAGACAGCUCUUGGUGCAAGCUGUCAAAAUCAAGUUACUCAUCCAGCUGGGAGGAACUAAACUCUAAUAGCUGCAAAGGGUGUCCCAGGGAAGAGCAGCAGCAGGAAAAGGGCUCAGCGGAGGAGCAAUGUUGCACAACAGAAUCUGAUGAAAAUGGUCAAGCUGCAUACUUGCGCUCAUUGCUUCCCAGAGCCUGGCAUCCUUCUCCUCGAGAGCCUGGACGUAGCUGUCGGAGAUCUCCUCAGCCUUCCUUAGAGGCAGAUGCACCUCUAGCUGGGAGGCCGGUAGAGAAGGUGUCUCUUUGCAGAGAAGAGCUGCAGCAGGGAAGACACCGUGGAAAGAGCUCUUCAGAAAAGAAAGCAGGGGAGGCGAACAACAUGGUUCCUUCCUUCUCCACCCCUUACUCUGUUCCUACCAGGCUGGAGGAGGAGGAGGAGGAGAAGUCUUCCUCCCGGGCAGAGCUGGGCUGCAGGACCAAGGACAGUGGCAGGGAGGGCAGCGGUGGCCCCCCGGCGUCCCGGCGCCAGAGCCAGGUUGCGUGGGUCCAGCCAGGAGGAGAAACUGCAGAUAGCACAGAGGAUCCAUCCUUUGAGGCACAUCCCCCCACAAAUGGGGCUGCUUCUGUACUAUCAACGAGCAUUGAGCCGAAAAUGGCCAGCGACUCCUCUGCGUGUGACCGGCUGAGGAAAUCUGCUGUGGUGGGAAACGGAUCUCUCAAAGUGCCUGAAGUUGCCGCCCAAGGAGAAACAAUAGAUGACACUGAAUUUGAACUCAUCAGUAUUGGAGACUUAGUAAACAAUAAUCCUACGGCAUCUGUUCCAAAGCAUCAGUCGACUCCCAGUGCACCAACAGCUUUCCCGCUGGGUGGAAAGAUACCCACAACCAAGCACUUUGAUUGUGCCACUACUGAAGAAGAGGAAGAAAAGUCUCAGGACAUGGUGAGCAGCAAGAGACAAUCCAGUUCAUCUCUGAGUUCAUGGUACAAAUCAGCACAGAUGCCCAAGAGUUCCCCUGAAGGUCCAUUUCUGAACCCAAGGGGAAGUGGUUUUGUCUUCAUGCCUGGGAGAACGAAGGAAGAAAUCCUUGACGCUCGAUUUCUGAGGGACGAUGAUUACAUGCAGCUUCUGGCAGGAGUAGAACAUAAUUGGCUUGUCCAGAGACUGAUGCCUACUGGAAUUUUUAAGUCUAAACAGCUUCGUAAUGCAUACUCUGCUCUUCUAUUAAAAUACUCAAAGAAAUCAGGCCUCUGGACAGGCCAAGAAACGGCUGUAUUCAUUGGGGACUACCUGAACGUGGCAAAGGAAGGCAAACAGAGAAAUGCAUUUUGGAUACACUUCCUGCACCAAGAAGAAAGCCUGGGAAGGUAUGUUGGGAAAGAAUAUAAAGAAGAAAAAGGACUUCUUCAUCAUUUCAGUGAUGUGGAACGGCAAAUGACUGCCCAGUACUACGUGACGGAAUUCAACAAAAGGCUGUAUGAGCAAAAGGUCCCUACCCAAAUCUUUUAUAUCCCAUCUGCAGUACUCCUGAUACUGGAAGACAGAACUAUAAAAGGAUGUGUGAGUGUGGAGCCCUACAUCCUUGGGGAGUUUGUGAAGCUGUCCAAUAACACGAAGGUAGUGAAGAAUGAGUACAAAGCCACAGAGUACGGUCUGGCCUACGGCCAUUUCUCCUAUGAGUUCUCCAACGGAACAGACGUCGUUGUUGAUCUGCAAGGUUGGGUGACAGGUAACGGGAAAGGCCUCAUCUACCUCACAGACCCCCAGAUUCAUUCUCUUAAUAACAAAGAUGUUUCACACUCCAACUUCGGUAAGAAAGGAAUUUAUUACUUCUUUAAUAAUCAACAUGUGGAGUGCAAUGAUAUCUGUCGCUGCCUUUCUUUAACAAGACCCUCAGUAGAGCUGCCUAUGUAGACUUGCACAAGACAGUCAUGCAAAGAAUGACCCAUAAGCUGGACAGUAACUUUACACUACACACCUUUAGGAGCAUAUUGUCUUUGUGAGAGCCGCUGAGCUGCUGAAACAAUACCCACGUGAGUCGGGUCAGUCGUUACCUGCACGAGUUCGGCAAGUUCUGGUCUUUGCGUCCAGGCUGGUAAUACCAUGUUACCAUCUUGUGUACCGUCUGAACCUCAUCUUGUUACAACCAUCUGUAAGAAUUAACAGCACAACAUAAGAAGAGUAAGAAGACAGCCUCCCAAAUUCAGCUAGAGGUGUACCACAAGACUGUAUAAACUUCUAAUCCAUUCAGACCCAAUAAGGGCAAUGGGCACCAUCUGCUCUUUGGAAAUGAAAUGUGAAAUAGAGUGAGACAGAAGCAGAGAGUUGUAUUUCAGCCAUCUGUAAAAUUUUCUAAAACUUGUAUAAAUGCUUCAGGGAACAAAUGGUAAUGUUUUGAUUUGCUUAAAAAGUAACAAAGUUUUUUUCAGAGGUGUGUAUGUGCAUACGCGACCACACAAUAUCUAAACAGAUGGAAAUAUGGUUUUGCCUGUAACAGCCAAGAGAGCUCUGCAAGGAAAAAAUAGUGUUCUUGAACCAAGAUUUGCUUUACAUGAAUAAUUGAGGACUGCUGCACUUGACAAACUCUCAGAAGACUUUCCCAAGAGAAGAACAGUUCUAACUUAAGGACGGCACAUCUCUUCUGCCUGUAAUGAAACUGUGAGCACCGCAGAUGUGGUGACCAAUUCCGUAACUAAUUCCCACAGAUGAUCUCACUGGACAUGAGUGUAGCCGCUUGUACAAAGGAGCGGUUCUGGGGGGAGUCUAGCAUCUGAUAAGCACAGAGUAAGCAGCCUCAGUGCCAGUUUUGGUUCCAACUAGGCAGGCAAAGCACACCCUCCCUUUGAGCCUCUCUCACCAGCCUCACAGACCUGUGAGGUGGAAGGCGUUUGGGAAUGAGAGGCGCCUUCCUCAGCCGGGUCCCUGACAGAAGCAGACAGAAGGAGGCUUGCAGUUUGCUGCCAGCAGCAAGGAUGAUGCGUCCGAUGGGUUGUGCCUCAGUGCUGGUGGAGGUACAGCCUGCAGAGCUGCCAACCUGCUGCUUUUCUGGCACAUCCCAGAGAAUACAUUUACGAAAGUAAAACAGACGUCCGAUAAUACUUAAGUGAUAUAUUAACACCCUGCCUCUACCAACAACCCACACCUAGACCCUGCUCCUCGCACCCCACUCCACUCGUACAGGCAAAGACUAAACUUGUACCUACACGAUGCGGGGGUUUCUUGACAACUCCGCCUGUGCUAGGAACACGCUUUACUAUCACACAUGCAAAGAGCUGCAACUUAGGUCUUUAACUCCAACGUUUCAGCAGUAUUUUUGUUAUUGUUUGUGGUUGUUAUUGAGCAUAUUCAGAGAGCCUCUGAUUUUUAACACCAGGACUGAACAGCCCGUGGCAUGUACGCUGGCCACAUGCUUCAGUAGCGCCUGCCUGGGUUAGAGGCAGCUGCAGCCUUUUACUUUUUAUGAAACAAUCUUUUGUGGGGUUUUUGUUGUUGUUGUUUGGGUUUUUUUAAACUAAAGCUUGCAAUUAAUUCAUGUGACCUCCUUGGACACCUACAGCAAUUCACAUACUCAUAAGCGCUCACACACCUCCAAGAGACCCAACUGCUAGAGUUAUUCUGUCACAGCAAAUUUCAGAAGCAUGUAGAGGAAAGCAGCGCCCUCCCAACUUCAUGAAUUCUAGCUGAACAGCUGAAAUCUUUUUUUCUUUUUCUCCUGCACAGGCUGGUUAGCUGAAAAGAGUCAAACCUGCUGGCAUGAUCAGAUAAUGUAUACAUGCGCUGUAAAGAAAACAGCCGUAAAAAACGGGAUGGAAGCUCCUCACACAAAACGCUGCACCCCUUCAAUGCUGAAUUAAGCCAACUGGAGUGUCUGGUUGAAAAAACAAAACAAACCAAAAAACUAUUGGCAGUAUUACCCAAAUUCAGGCUAUGAUGAAACAAGCAUUUUCAAAUCAAGUAGGCUGACUAAUGCAUUUUAGUUCUAAAAAGUUCAGCUGUCCGUUUUACAUCUACUGCGGACAGACUUUUGAUGAGUUACCUGGCCAGGAUGAGUGGGCUUCAACCUUCAUUUCCAAUGGGCGAUUAACCUGCAUGGGCUUCCAGGAGGAUGCUUGUUUCAGCCUCUGUCAGGGAUGCAUUGCAAAUUUUGAUUAAAAGCAGAGGGCGUAUCUUUGCAUCUACAGCUUGCAGCUGAUUUUCUGUUCCACAGGAGAAGGAGAGUGAUCUUAUAUUCUUCCAGCACAUCUUUCCUGGUGUUACUAGCCUAACUGGCAGGCAGAAAAGCUACUUCUGGGAAAGUUGAAGCAACAGUUAUACCUAUUCCCCUCAACGGUGCCACAUACUACUGGAAUAAGACACAGGACUGGAGCUAACGUUUGUUGCUGCCUCUCCAGCCAAAAGAAACUACGAUGAAACCUAGAUUUUACUCUUGCAAGACCAUGCCAGCACCUCCAGAGUAUGUGUGUGCGCACACAUAUGCAUGUGCACUCCCACGUGUGUUACAGGGCUUUUCAUUUGAAAAAUGGUAGGUAGCUUUCCCGCUCCAUCAGCAGUGAAAAGCUGCCUUCAUUUCAAAUUCUCCUCUUCUCCUCCACAGCCUUGAUGUCCCACUGCCCCCGAGCUGAAAGGCUGGGAUCGUUUCUUUGGGAAGAUUUUCCUGAUGAGAAAGGGAACACAGCAUCAAACUUCCAUGAAAAGAUGGGUCGCCAACAGAGAGUUAGCUUUAACAAAACCAUCCGCUUUUGUUUCUGCAGCCAGCAGAGAUUUUGAGGCUUUUGUUCCCACUUUUUAGCAAUGCUAUUGUUUUCUAGGUGAUGUUUGUGCCGAGUUGUUUGGAAAGAUGCCCCAUCACUGCACUGACCGAUUAGAACUAGGUGUAAAGAGGGAGAAGCAAGAGAAGAAAAAAAAAAAAUUAAAUCUCUUUAUUAUGGUGCAUAAACCUUCAGUGUUGGGGAGCUGGGCAGCUGCGCAGGAAGAAAAAUGCAUUCAAAAAUAUAAUGCUAGUGUGAAUAAUCCUUUCUCGAAUGCUGCUUGCAGACUGCUUCAGCUUUGUCAGGUGAACUUGAACUGGGCCAUCAGAUUUGCUGCCGUUCCCAUUGCACACUGUCUAUCACCCCGGGGCAUUCACCAUCUUGACUGUUGUUAAAAGCGAGCAAACAAUCCAUCAUUGAGCCCGGGAGUCACUCGCUCAUAGAAAAGUAAAAUCGGCAUGUGACGGUACACUCGGCCCCAGUGUUUCGCAGAUUAAAGUGAUACAUGAAAACUCACGUGUUACUGGGAAGAUUAAGUCCGUUAUCUCGUUCUGCAGCCAAUAAAGGACGGCCUUGUCUGCAGCAGUAGGGAAAUGCUGGCUUUAACCAAGUGACAAACGCUGCGCAUACAUAGCUUCGUGCUCCGGCAAAAGAGAGCGCCGAGCUCUAAAGAGGAAACAAAGCUAGUUAGCAAGAUCUCGGGGAAUUAAUAGGCAGCAGAGAUGCUGUGUUAAAGCCUCUCUGCAGAGGCUUUCCCUUCUCUAUAGAGACAAUUAAAAGCAAAACAAAACCUCCCAGACAAUCUCUGCAGAACAAAGUGUCCUAAUACGCUGCCAACAGCCGGCCCCGCGAUGUCUGCUGUAAUAGCACAUGCAGUUUUGAGACCCCUGAAAAGUAAUGCCUUUUCCAGCUUAUGCCUCUUGUUCAAAGAAAGAAAAAAAGAACACAUUUAGAUAUGCUCCUGAAUAGAUCGAUCUGUGGGAAAUGUUAAUAUUUUGAUUUCUUCCUGACAUUUGCAUUUAGCAGCUGAUUUCUUUCGUCAGUUUGUAGCACACAUUUUACCAUCUCAGCCAAAGUUACAGCUACUCACAGUUAAAAGUUAGUAUUGAGUAUCAGCUUGUCCAGUUCCCUGUUAAAACAGACAUCAUCGUAUUUAACUCUGCAGCUUCUACUGGUCUUACUCUUUACAGGCUUGGGCACAAAUUCAGAGGUAUCAGUCCUUCACAUAUGCAGGCACUCUGUCUUCAUCCAGGGCUUGGAUACUGGAAAUCCUGGACUAAUGUCCUCUGUAACCUUGUCGCCUGAAGAACUUAGGCACACACAUGGCCCAGAACACACAGAACUUAAAUUAUUGUUUCAUAUUUGUGGUAUAAAUAGGUCAUUAUUGGGGGAAGUAAAUAGUUGACUUAGA
Messenger RNA from Harpia harpyja (harpy eagle), 8113 nucleotides. It is a transcript of the gene ALPK1, whose product is annotated as alpha kinase 1. The coding region runs from base 221 to 3868 and encodes 1215 amino acids. The transcript has 14 exons. Gene Ontology annotation, molecular function: protein serine/threonine kinase activity; ATP binding. Lineage: Eukaryota; Metazoa; Chordata; Aves; Accipitriformes; Accipitridae. The record is from RefSeq and is a predicted model, not a curated record. Gene Ontology annotation, biological process: protein phosphorylation.